Danio rerio (zebrafish) is the source of this 2009-nucleotide messenger RNA. The record is from RefSeq and is a predicted model, not a curated record. Lineage: Eukaryota; Metazoa; Chordata; Actinopteri; Cypriniformes; Danionidae.
UGUUUAAUCACUACUUGAUUGAUUUCAGUAAUGACUGACUUGGAGACAACAUUUCUACGUACUGCCAUCACUGAGGUCUUGCCUAACCUUCCAGAGGCAACAAAAGACAUUUUAGAAGAGACAUUGCAAUCCAUUGGAGUGGAGACAUAUGAUGAUUUUAAGUUUAUUGAGGAAUCUGAUUUGCUGACGGCAUUAAGGCCAAUCCAAGCUCGAAAAGUCCUUGCUGCUUGGAAGUUAAGAUGCCAGACACCAGAAACAAGCAGCUCACCACAACCUUCCACAGCCUUGCAUAGUUCACCUGCAAGUUCUCAAUCAUCCUCCACCAGCAUCUCCCAAAGCCCAGAUGUAGACUGGGUGGAUACGUUUCUGAUACCAUGGGAUAAAUUUCCUCAGGAACUAAUGCAAUUUUUGGAGAGAGGAAAACGACCAAGUCCACGAAUGAGAAGAGAGAUGGUCCGGAUUGUGGUAAACGAGAUGAUGCGAAAAUGUUCAUGCCCAAAUAAAAGGAAUUCUACUGAAGUUGCCAAAAAGAUGGUAGCAAAGUAUCCAGAGUCUCUCCUGGAUGUAAUAGAGGGGGAUGUGGUUGGGCCAGGGUACCAUUCUUUAGUGAAGCAAUUGCAGUAUAGGAUUGAAAAUGUGAAGCGAUCUACAACACCCAAAAUAAGAAAACGAAGACAUCAGACUGAUGACUCUGACACGGAUGAAAUUCCUCCAGAAAAGAGGGCAGCAAUUCAGGAUACAUAUGGAUGCAUUAACUGGCAUGUAAAAUUCCUGCCACUGGGAGAGACCUCUGAAAGCCAGGAGGAAAAGAAAGAGAAAAUGAAGAUAAUGUCUCGUCAAACUGAUGCAGAUGCAGAAGAAGUCAGACAUCUAAUGAAAUUGACUUUCUACACACAACGUAACCAAGUAAAUCAGGGCAAGAAUAUAAAAUGUCUCCUGGAGGAUUGGCCAUGGUGGUUUAAUGAGCUUGGCAUGGCAGUUCACUACAAGGAGCUUACCGGAAUUGGUCUUAAUGAAACUUUCACCCGGAAUCUGGACUUGAAGGGGAAACGACUCCUAAACUACUUCAGUACAGUUGGUGUGAACAAAAACAAAAAGUUCCUGCAGGACUUAACAAAGUUUAAAGUGAUGAGGGGAGAGCUAAGUGGUUGCUCUGAAGAUGUGAAAGAGAUGUUGAUGCUUUUGCUUUCCUACUUCAAUGAGAAGGAAGAUGCUAUGUUCUGUCAUGUGGAGGACACAUGCCUCGCAGAAGAGGUAGAGAUGGACAAAGUUAAUUUGACCCCAACACUUGUUGUGUGUGGCCAAUCCUGCUUUUCAUCGAAGCGUUUCAUGCUGUGUGUGGAUCGAACUGUUGUACAUGACAACAUCCCCUCCUUCAUUUCCGCCCUGUGCAUGAUGUUUGGGAGCUAUUAUUGCUUCAACAUCCAUUACCCAUCAGAGCUGGCAUCAACCUUGGAGUUUUUGCAGAGGUGUUUCUUCUCUAUCAACCCAGAGAAAGGCACUAAAGUGGAGAAGACAAACACAGCCCGUCUUCAUGUGAACCCAAGAGUUCUUACCUUGAUUCAGGAACUUUCCGAUCAUGAAUGGCGUGAUGUCUAAAUACGGACUGAAGUCAGUCAGGUUUGGACAUACAGUGAAUGCCAGUUUCUCAGGUUUGUUUGAUCUGCCAUGCUUAAUGUAUGUGUUAUUACACAACUGUUAGAGUUUUUAUUGCUCUAGUGUUUUCUGAAUUAAGUUAUUCCUGAAUUGUUGGUUUGUAUUGAAUAUUUGUUUAUAAAACAAUUGUUAAAUGUUCUUAACCCGAUUUAAGAGAAAAGUUGGUAGCACUUUAUAAUAACUACACACUAUGAACCAUUUAUUAAGCAUUAAUAAAUAUAAUGGAUUAAUUUACUGUUGAGCAUUAACUCUACAUUAAUAAACAUUAGUAGACAGUUUAUAACAAUGGCUAAAAAUGUUGUAUUCUUGACUUAAAAGCAUGUGUAAUGUGCUUAAUAACUGUAUUUUCAUAC